Pteropus alecto (black flying fox) is the source of this 2118-nucleotide messenger RNA. RefSeq names its product abhydrolase domain containing 18 (gene ABHD18). The transcript is spliced from 14 exons. The coding region runs from base 532 to 1926 and encodes 464 amino acids. The record is from RefSeq and is a predicted model, not a curated record. Lineage: Eukaryota; Metazoa; Chordata; Mammalia; Chiroptera; Pteropodidae.
UCUCCGCCUCCCGGACCCGGUGGACCGGAGCUGAGGAAGGGCCUGGGGCGUGUCUGAACAGCCAUCCCGCCCCGGGCUCUCCGGACUCCCGAGGCUUCGCGGUCUGAGGCCACUCGCUAGCUCCUGCGUUCCUGGAAAGACCUCUGUCGCUGCGGCUGGGGCUCGGACGGAAGCCCCGGGAGCCUCCGGAGCUGCAGUACUGGGAGGCUCGGCCAGUUGGACAGCAGGCGCCAGCCGAGCGGCCAGUGAGGAAUAAACUGCCAGGUUGUGAACUUCCUAUGAAGAGAACCAUGUGUUAGGGAACUGUGGAAAGCCCCUAGGAGCUGAGGCUGGUCUCUGGCUGACAAACAACAAUAUUGAAGCUGUCAUCCCUAUAGCUGCAAGAAAAUGAAUUCUGCUAACAACUUGAGUGAGCUUGGGCACAGGUUCCCCUCCAUCCAAGCUUCCACAUGAGAACAAAAUCCAACUGAUACGUUAAUUGAAGCUAGAUGAGACCCUGAAGCAGAAAACCCAGAUGUUUGUUUACUACUAAUGGGUGUGAGCAAGUUAGAUGUCCUAUACCGGAGACUUCUCCUCACAAAACUUUUUAUCAGAGGAUGGGGAAGGCCUGAAGAUCUCAAAAGACUCUUUGAAUUCAGAAAGAUGAUUGGAAAUCGAGAAAGAUGUCAGAAUCUGGUUUCAAGUGAUUAUCCAGUAUACAUUGACAAGAUUGAAGAGCAGUCAGACUGUAAGAUACUAGAUGGACACUUUGUUUCUCCAAUGGCCCACUAUGUGCCUGAUAUCAUGCCAAUUGAAUCUGUUAUUGCAAGGUUCCAAUUUAUUGUGCCUAAAGAGUGGAACAGCAAAUAUAGGCCCGUAUGCAUUCAUCUUGCUGGAACAGGAGAUCAUCAUUACUGGAGACGACGAACACUGAUGGCCCGUCCUAUGAUUAAAGAAGCCCGGAUGGCUUCUUUGUUGUUAGAAAACCCUUAUUAUGGCUGCAGGAAACCCAAGGACCAAAUAAGGUCCAGCUUAAAGAAUGUGUCAGACCUGUUUGUGAUGGGAGGAGCUCUUGUUUUAGAGUCCACGGCUCUCUUGCACUGGCUGGAGAGGGAAGGGUACGGACCUCUAGGAAUGACCGGGAUAUCCAUGGGAGGACAUAUGGCUUCCUUAGCGGUAUCCAACUGGCCUAAGCCCAUGCCAUUGAUUCCAUGUCUGUCUUGGUCCACAGCAUCUGGGGUCUUCACUACGGGCGUGCUGAGUAAAUCAAUCAACUGGAGGGAGCUGGAAAAACAAUAUUACACACAGACAGUUUAUGAGGAAGAAAUUAUUCAAAUGCUUGAAUAUUGUGGAACAGAUUCUUUCAAAAUGGGACAGGAGUUCGUGAAAUACUUCCCUAGCAGUGCAGACAAGCUCACUAACCUUAGUCUGGUUUCUGGAACUUUAAAUUUAGAUAUGACAGACCAGGUGGUAUCCCCAAAACCUGCUGAGUGCCAUAAAUCUAGUAAAACAUCUUUCAUUGCCACAUCAGAAAGACUCUUGUUGCAAGAUACCUCUAAGAUGGAGUGCUUCAAGCAAACACUUCCAACCAACAACAGUAGUUAUACAAGUUGUAAUCCUCAGGCACACCACUUACUCAGUAAAGAACAAAGAAGAAAGAAUCUUCAGAAAGAAUCUUUAAUAUUUAUGAAAGGAGUCAUGGAUGAAUGUACUCAUGUAGCAAAUUUCUCAGUUCCAGUUGACCCAAGCCUCAUCAUAGUGGUUCAAGCCAAAGAAGAUGCCUAUAUUCCACGAACAGGAGUUCGAAGUCUACAAGAAAUUUGGCCAGGCUGUGAAAUUCGCUAUCUAGAAGGGGGUCACAUUAGUGCUUAUCUUUUUAAACAAGGACUCUUCAGACGAGCCAUCUAUGAUGCAUUUGAACGCUUUCUCCAUAAAUAUGCAAACUAACUGGAUCACUGUAUGUAACCAGUGUGGGCAUCAUGUUUCUUAUGAAAAGAGUUUCAUCCUCUGAUGAUGUGAAGAAUAAGCAGACAGCACUAUAUAUUUAAUUGCUAUCAAUUUAGUCUGGAAUUCAGUGUUACAGACCAGUCGAAUGUAAUCUUCAAAUGCAUUUGAAUAACUAAACCAAUAUUUGGAUGA